Molecule: messenger RNA, 1728 nt
Organism: Papaver somniferum (opium poppy)
Lineage: Eukaryota; Viridiplantae; Streptophyta; Magnoliopsida; Ranunculales; Papaveraceae
Exons: 3
Coding region: 1-1728 (575 amino acids)
Source: RefSeq, a predicted model, not a curated record
AUGAGUAAAAUCAUCUCCCCUUUGCAGGAAGCAUAUGUACCAGGUAGACAGAUCUCUGACAACAUCCAGUUAGCUCAAGAGAUUGUUCACACCAUGCAAAGGCAAAAACAAGAAAAGCAUACUCUUGCUCUCAAGUUGGACAUGUCAAAGGCAUUUGAUAGGGUGGAAUGGCCUUUCUUAAUGGAUAUCAUGCACAAAAUAGGCUUCUGUGAAUAUUUUUGCAAACUGAUUAUGCAGUGUAUUGGUAUUACUAAGAUCUCUAUACUGCUAAAUGGUGCACCUUGUAAUUCAUACAUUCCUACAAGGGGAAUCAGGCAGGGAGAUCCAUUCUCACCAUACCUCUUCAUCAUUCUUAUGGAGGCUUUUUCAAGACAACUUUUAUAUGCUGAGCAAAACGGCAGUAUAGAAGGGAUAAAAAUUGCUCCAAGGGAUCCUUCCAUAUCUCACUUAUUCUUUGCAGAUGACUGCCUACUCUUCACUACAGCUGAUCUAUACAAUGUGAAUAAUUUGCUUCAAAUAAUUGAUAGUUUUGGUAAUGCUUCUGGACAACUUUUGAAUUUUAACAAGUCAAGCAGACAUAAGGAUGUUGGAGGUCAGGGUUUUAGAGAUUUAAGGAUUCUAAAUCAAGCUCGUCUUGUCAGAGCUGCCUGGAGAUUGUGUAAAAAUUCUGAAGAGCCUUGGGCAAAGGCAAUACAAGCAAAAUACUUCCCAGCUACUAGCCUUUUACAUGCUAGUAUUAAAACUGAUUAUUCUUGGUCAUGGAGAGGGAUACAACAUACUAUUUCCUUCUUAAAAGCUAACAGUUGCUGGAGGGUAGGAAGAGGUAAUAAGAUCAAAAUUUGGCUGGAUAUUUGGAUAAUUGGAAUGGACAACCCUCCAAGUCUUAGGGCAGAGAUAACUGACACUGAAGACUACAUAUGGGUUAUGAAACUUAUACAACCAAAUGGGAAAGCAUGGAAUUUGCAGCUUCUACAACAUAUUUUUGAUCAGCAAACAAUGGAUAUGAUAACAAAAAUGAGAAUUUCUCCUUCCGUGGAGGAUAAACUAAUGUGGAAGCUCACAAGGCAUGGGGGUUUUACAUUAAAAACAUCUUACAAGAAGAUUUAUGAGCACAAUCUGGUUGAUGUCCAGGUUUCAACUGAGAUUCAGGGUACUUCUGUAAAAUGGAAGGAAUUAUGGGAAGCACAUACUUGGCCUAGAGUAAAGCAUUUCUUUUGGAAAUGUUUGUCAGACAUUCUUACUACAAGAGAAAGUUUAGCAAGGAAUUGUAGAUACAUUAACCAGCAAUGUCCUAUGUGCAACCAGUUUGAUGAAAGUUCCUUACAUAUUUUAUUCUUAUGCCCUUAUGCAAGAGCUGUAUGGAUGGAAAUUUCAGGUGGUAGUGCCUUCUUACAAAGAUCACAUAACUCUGUCAUUGAAAUCUUUCAAAGCUGGCUUUUACAAGAUAAGCAGAAUGGCACUGAAGAUAAUUUGAUUAAUCUUGCUAUGGUUGUUGCUUGGAGCAUAUGGAAUGACAAAUGUGAAACUGUUUUUCAAAACAAAAAACAAGAUCCAAGAGUUACAACAAGAAAAGCAGUUUUCUUUGCUAAUUAUAUUGGCAGUCUUUACAGGAACACAAGUCAAAAUCAGCAGAUAUCUCACAGACGUUUGCAGUCCAAUGAAAGCACUUGGAGGGGAAGCGCAUCAAAUUGCUAUGCAGGAAUAAAGGAUGCAGAACAAGCUGAAUGA